This is a messenger RNA of Suillus subalutaceus, 1073 nucleotides long. RefSeq lists its product as uncharacterized. Gene Ontology annotation, biological process: DNA-templated transcription initiation. The transcript is spliced from 4 exons. Lineage: Eukaryota; Fungi; Basidiomycota; Agaricomycetes; Boletales; Suillaceae. Gene Ontology annotation, cellular component: RNA polymerase I complex. The record is from RefSeq and is a predicted model, not a curated record. Bases 45 to 803 code for a protein of 252 amino acids.
GAGAAAUUGAACUGUCACCAAUCAUCCACCAUAUACAUGUCACUAUGGCUGCCUCGGCUCACAAAAAACGAAAGAAUCAUGCAUCCGACGCAGAUCCCGACGCACCCAGGAAGAAGAAAGAGAAAUUGAAACAGCACACGGGAAAGCCCUGUACCGAACUUUCGACAAGUGAAUUCCGGGUGACGAAAGCAACUAUAACACUCUCUGUACCUCCCAUAUUCGCCUGUAACCUACGUGCGGGCGCGGAGGAAAUGUUAGAUAGCAUGAUCAUGCGAUAUAUCCCGUCCUUGUGCGGUGUUCUCUUAGCUCAUUCAAAUUUACAUUUCCUGAGUCCAACAGCGAGCAUAAAUGCCGACUGUCCUUUCGCGAUCUGUAAUGUUACUUUCGAUGCUACGGUCUGGAGUCCAAGUAUAGCCAUGAAACUUGUUGGCAAAAUUAUUCUGUAUUCUCCCGAUCAUGUUUCGCUACUCCUACAUCGUACAUUUAAUGUUUCUAUACCACGACACCACAUUCCACAAGAUGUUUGGGAGUUCGAAUAUGGUCCUGCGGAAAACGAUCCUGAGUAUGGAGAAGGUGCUGUAGAGAAGGUGGAAGGCGAAGCGGUACCGGAGGCGAGCGGACAGUGGGUACACCGUGUAACGGGGACGAAGCUUGGCGGAGCAGAUGGGCAUCUCGAGUUUACAGUUAUCGGAAAAACUGUGGCGAAUGAAAUGCUCUCCCUUCAAGGAUCGAUACAGCCUGAUCCCUUUUCUGAAGAACACUCACAAUCAGCCAAGAGCUCCCACAAAAAAAGUGCCAAAUAGGUUCGGAUUACCGCUCUGGCGUCUCAGAUCUGGCUUCGUACAGAAAUCGUCGAGGGCCCGACACCAAUAUUCAGGGCCUUCAUCUAGUCGCAGAGAGGCGUGUUUGGGCCUAGUAGAGCGGGAUUGUUGCGAAUGGCUCUGUUCACAUCCUGCCGGAUACUUGGAAAAUUGGUGGCAAGCUGGUAGAUAAGCGUCGCAAAGAAAUAUCCAGCCGUGCAACGUUUGGUGUAUUUGCGCGAGAAAAAGAACGUUCCCGCUGGCAGCUUUUCA